Eutrema salsugineum is the source of this 204-nucleotide messenger RNA. RefSeq names its product 60S ribosomal protein L36-1. Bases 1 to 204 code for a protein of 67 amino acids. The record is from RefSeq and is a predicted model, not a curated record. The transcript is spliced from 2 exons. Gene Ontology annotation, biological process: cytoplasmic translation. Gene Ontology annotation, cellular component: ribosome; cytosolic large ribosomal subunit. Gene Ontology annotation, molecular function: structural constituent of ribosome. NCBI's taxonomy places the organism in Eukaryota, Viridiplantae, Streptophyta, Magnoliopsida, Brassicales, Brassicaceae.
AUGGCAAGGAAAACAAGCAAGAGGACUGUCUUUAUCAGGUGUCUCAUCAGGGAAGUUGCAGGGUUUGCUCCCUAUGAGAAGAGGAUCGCUGAGCUUUUGAAGGUCGGUAAGGACAAGCGAGCUCUCAAAGUUGCCAAGAGAAAGUUGGGAACUCACAAGAGAGCCAAGAGGAAGAGAGAGGAGAUGUCUGGUUUGAGAGAAUAG